Aspergillus steynii IBT 23096 is the source of this 1850-nucleotide messenger RNA. Its product is annotated as MDR family MFS transporter. The record is from RefSeq and is a predicted model, not a curated record. The transcript has 3 exons. NCBI's taxonomy places the organism in Eukaryota, Fungi, Ascomycota, Eurotiomycetes, Eurotiales, Aspergillaceae. Bases 138 to 1850 code for a protein of 570 amino acids. Gene Ontology annotation, biological process: transmembrane transport. Gene Ontology annotation, molecular function: transmembrane transporter activity.
CUUAGUUGCUUGUUUAUUCGUUUGUCAUCCAGCUAGAACCAACAUGUCUUUCUAUGAACUCAAGACUAUAAGUUGCAACUCCCAGCAAACCCCAUCCUCUCAUCCCGACGUGCUAUCGUGACCCAGAACCAAGAAUCAUGACACACGGUUCAGAUCUCGAGAGCAGCAACAAAUCCGAGCUGGAAAAACACCAGCCAGGCUCGGCCAUUGAUAGCGAGCACUCUCCAGCCGACAACUCCCAAGAGCACAAUGGCCCCGAGACCCCGCCCGAGUAUGCGACUGGGAUCCGACUAUUCCUCAUAAUAGUCACUAUCUUCGUGAGCACUAUCCUCGUCUCCCUGGAGAUCGGUAUCAUCGCGACCGCAAUCCCCGGCAUCACCUCCGACUUCCACCGACUCGACGACGUGGGCUGGUAUGGAAGCGCGACUUUCAUCCUCGCAGCCGCUGCCUCGCCGCUAUGGGGCAAGCUGUUCAAGUACGUCAACGUCAAGUGGACGUAUCUCAGCGCGGUCGGGAUCUUCUUAGUGGGUAGUGUUGUGGCCGCUGCAGCUCCGAAUAGCGUGUCCGUUAUCAUCGGCCGUGCCUUUCAAGGUUGGGGUGCCUCUGGUGUCCUCGGGGGCACCCUCAUCGUCAUCAACUACGUGGCUGCGCCGAGGAAUCACCCGCUUCUCAUCGGCACGUGGAUGGCUGUCUUCAUGGUGUCGACUAUUCUGGGACCGGUCAUUGGCGGUGCAUUCACGAGCGAGGUCUCUUGGAGAUGGUGUUUCUGGAUCAACUUGCCCGUUGGUGGUGUCAUCAUCGUUCUGUUACUGUUAUUCCUUCGCAUCCCCAAGCACAUCAAGAGUGCCCCGGCCACAUGGACGGAGAUCAUCCUCGCCCUUGAUAUACCCGGGUUCUGCUUGCUGCUCGUCUCUCUCGUCUGCUUGACUUUAGCAUUGCAAUGGGGCGGGCAGACCAAAGCAUGGAAUCACGGCUCUGUAAUCGCCACCCUGGUCCUUUGGAUCGUCCUCACCAUUGGCUUCUUCAUUACCGAAUGGCUACAAGGCCCACGCGCCAUGGCCCCCUUCAGCAUUCUCAAACAGCGCACGACAUGGAGCAACGCCCUUUUCUGCCUCAUCUCCUACGCCGCCCUCUACCAAGUCAUGUUCUACCUCCCCAUCUACUUCCAGUCCAUCCACGGGCAAUCCGCCGUGAAAAGCGGCGUCAACACCCUCCCGUUCCUGGCCCUGUUCGCCCUCGGCGCCGUCGUCAGCGGCGCCGUCAUCGGCAAAACCCGCUACACACAGCCCUACGAGCUCCUCGGCGCCCUCAUCAUGACCGCCGGCAUGGCCCUCAUCUAUACCCUGGACGUCGACUCCUCCCAGGCCAUGUACAUCGGCGCCGAGGUGCUCUUCGGCUUCGGCGUCGGCAUCUGCAACCAGAUCCCCAUGACCGCUGUGCAGGGCUUCUCGAAGCUGGAGGAUGUUGCUAGCGCGACGGGGGUCAUGGUUAUGUGCCAAACCCUCAGCGGCGCCUACUUCGUCGCCAUCGCGCAGUCCCUCUUCGCCAACCGGAUGCUGCAGACUGUUCUCGGGGGUGCAUCGCACCUCGACCCGGCUCUGGUCUUGGGCGCCGGCGCCUCUGAGCUGCAGGAAAUGUUUAGUGGAGAUGAUCUGACGGAGGUGAUUGCCGCGUAUAUGGUGGGGAUUAAGGACGUGUUUGCGUUUUCGUUGGCGUGCGCGGCUUUUUCGGUCCUCUUGUCGUUGAUUAUUCCGUUUAAGAGGCUGCCGGAUCAUGGGGGGUCGGUGGCGGAGGUAGAGGCGGAGGGGAAGGGGGAGGAGAAGGUGGAGGGGGUUGAGGGGGAGAAGUGA